Harpegnathos saltator (Jerdon's jumping ant) is the source of this 2631-nucleotide messenger RNA. It is a transcript of the gene CD98hc, whose product is annotated as CD98 heavy chain. Gene Ontology annotation, biological process: L-alanine import across plasma membrane; carbohydrate metabolic process; phenylalanine transport. The record is from RefSeq and is a predicted model, not a curated record. Lineage: Eukaryota; Metazoa; Arthropoda; Insecta; Hymenoptera; Formicidae. Gene Ontology annotation, molecular function: L-leucine transmembrane transporter activity; aromatic amino acid transmembrane transporter activity; L-alanine transmembrane transporter activity. The transcript has 10 exons. Gene Ontology annotation, cellular component: apical plasma membrane; basolateral plasma membrane. The coding region runs from base 177 to 2039 and encodes 620 amino acids.
UCGUGCCAUUUUGAUUUCACGAAUAUCAGGUGUCGUUGCGAGGGGUGUACGUCGUUCGUCGUAAUUUUUGUCGAUCUCGUGAAUCGUCUUCAAAAUUUGAAUUAGCCGCUAGAGAGAUUCCCUCGUCAGAAGUAUUGCGUAAAAUUUUCCUAAAGUUUAGUGAAUUACAACGUACGAUGCAGAGUGGGGAAGAAGCAACAGCCGGGAGCGAAGCGAACGAUACUACGGAGACGCCGUUAGUCUUGUCGAUACAUCAGCCGUACGAGGCUGAAUCUGUGAAACAGCAACGAUCGUCUCAAGAGACAAGCAGCGGCAUCAUGGUUAAGCAAAACGGCGACGAAUAUGACGAGGGUGCACAGGAACGAAUGCUCAAGGAUGAUAUUUCUCAAAAAAUCGUUAAAGAAUCCACGGAGGUAAAAUUUAUUUCUGAGAAUGGCGAUGCUAAGAUUGAUAUCGGAACAAUAAACCAAACAUCUGCAAUGGGCAAAGAAGAACUGAUGAAGUUUAUUAAUGAUCCAUUCUGGGUGAGAUUGAGGUGGGCCUUGUUCAUUGGUUUCUGGUUAUUAUGGGCUGCGAUGUUAGCUGGUGCUGUAGCUAUCAUUGUGAUGGCGCCGAAAUGUUCGGCACCUGAGCCGAGAAAACUGUGGGAAGAAAGUCCGAUUGUCCAGUUGGAAACUUCAGAUAGUCCUAGCAACAAUUUGAUGGGAUUAAAACCUGCAUUACAUGAGCUGAAAGAUGUACACGUUAAUGCGAUAUCUAUGGCAUCAUUGGUAAAAGAAAGUUCAGAUGGAGGAAUCGAAGAUUUCAGAGCCAUCAAAUCAGAAUAUGGAAGCAUCAGCGACUUGGAAGAUCUUGUUAAGAUGGCAAAGGAAGGGGGUCAACAAAUCUUCCUCGAGUUAGAUCCCAACCAUUCUUCCAUGCAACAUCCGUGGUUUAAACGGUCGGUUGAGAAGGAAGAUCCAUUCACGUCCUAUUAUGUCUGGGCCGAUGGAAUAACUAGUCCCGACGGUGGGAAAUUAAGACGAAGUCCUCCUAAUAAUUGGUUAAGUGUAUACGGCGAAUCUGCAUGGGAGUGGAACGAACAAAGAGGCCAGUAUUACCUUCAUCAAUUCAAUAAGACGCAACCCGACUUGAAUUACAACAACCCGGCAGUAGUGAAACAAUUCGGAGAUAUUCUGACUCAUUGGUUGAAAUUAGGGAUUAGCGGUUUCCGUCUAGCGAACACUCAGUACUUAACAGAAGACCCGGGUCUCCGCAAUGAGUCCAGGAGCUUUCUUCCUGUAGAAUCGAACGAUUAUCAAUCAUUGAUACACAUACACACGUGCAAUCGUCCGGAAAAUUCAGAGGUCCUGAUGAAAUGGCGAGAAAUCGUCCGCAACGCAACCGAUGGAAAAGGAUUAUUCACACUGCAAGAAGAUAUCGGCGCCGAUAUAUUGCAAGUGUACAAUCAAAAGGACGCGCUGAUCGAUCUGCCGCAGAGUUCACACUUCCUCACCGCUGCCAGCGCGAACAUAAAUGCCACGAUGCUGCACAAAAGUAUCUCACACUGGAUCGAGAUCACACCAUGGCCUGCAUGGAACAUAAAUGGCAAGGUGCGCACGAUUCGAGAACGUAUGCCUAAUGAUGUCGCGGACAGUAUAACGUUGAUGACAAUGCUGCUACCAGGCACGCCUAUUCUCCAAUUAAACGAUGUCAGGUCCACGAAGGAUGCAUUUAACAUUCUCUCAAACGUUCGAAGUAGCCCGACGUUCCUCUACGGAGACACGAUGACCAGAGUUAUCAAUGAAACCGUCUUCGUGUACACAAGGAUUGGAUUAAAAAGCGGUAAUCCUGGAUAUUUGGUAGCGUAUCAUACAGGAGAGAAACCGAUUGUCAUAGACUUAUCCAGUAUACCACAUAUGUCGGAAGAAGUCACCGUGGUUACGUAUAGUCCUAACUACGUUCAAGAUACGAAGGAAAUAAUGAAAAAGUUAUAUUCAAACAAAGUGCCCAUUUCAUCGAAGAGCACGUUGAUUUUAACAUUUGUGCAAAAGGAGUAACAGAAGAAUACGAUAAACUUCAAAUUCGAAAACGAGAUAUAUAUGAUACGUUUUCGUUCUGCAUGCAAAGCAAAUAAAUGUGUGUAAAUGUAUGAAUUAACACCAAGAAUGCAUUGUUCUCUAUAAUGCAUGCUCCAUUAUUAUCCAUAUACAAGCCGGCCGUCAUCUUGUUAAAAAUAGAAAAACAUGUUUGUAUGUAAAUUCUUGUAAUGUCCAUUGACGCAAUGAUUAUUUACGUGAAUAUUUACGUGAUGAGAUUUCGUAUCUACAUCGCAAUAUCACAAAUGACGCGCAAACAUGCAUUAUAUUAAAUAUUAAUUGCUAAAAAUAUAGCGUGAACUAUAAACAACCUCCAAUUUAUUACCGCAAGUAACAACGGACAUAUUAAAUAAUAGAUUUAUUGAGUGCCGAACAAAAUUUUGAUAAUGUGGCUAUCUAAUUCGGUUGUUUCCCAUAUGAUAAUUUUAAUUAAUUUCACAUUCUUGAUGAAUCAAAAGUUAUGAAAUUGAUACACGUCAGAGUAUAUACGAAUACAGAAAAAGAACAAUGCAUUUUGAUGUAUAAGUUAUGUACAAAUGAUGUAAUGAAAUAU